Engraulis encrasicolus (European anchovy) is the source of this 2432-nucleotide messenger RNA. RefSeq names its product calcineurin B homologous protein 3-like. Gene Ontology annotation, biological process: positive regulation of granulocyte differentiation; protein localization to plasma membrane; positive regulation of sodium:proton antiporter activity. The transcript has 8 exons. The coding region runs from base 632 to 1294 and encodes 220 amino acids. Gene Ontology annotation, molecular function: calcium ion binding; phosphatase inhibitor activity. The record is from RefSeq and is a predicted model, not a curated record. Gene Ontology annotation, cellular component: cytoplasm; nucleus; plasma membrane. NCBI's taxonomy places the organism in Eukaryota, Metazoa, Chordata, Actinopteri, Clupeiformes, Engraulidae.
CUAGCGCUCACAACAUGCCCACAGGCUUGUACUGCUUUUAGGUAGUUCACUUAUCCUGUUAGUACUUUUGUUACUGUUAAUUUUUUAAUGGCCGGGUCAGCUGUCUUGCGUGCUUUAGGCUACCCUAUGUAAUGGUCAUAGUCAACACUAAAGCACUGUCAACCUGUCAGAUGUGUAACACGGUGGGACAUUGCUUUUGCGUGGCUAAUUUAUAGACAUUCUGACACGAGCCAGUGGGCACUAGAUAUUGGUUCUCUGUGCCCCCUCACAAGGACGCUUUACCAGCACUGUUGUCGUAAGAAGCCAGCCAAGACACUUGAGAGCAAGUUGUAUCGGUGUCAGUCGCAGUUCCCCACCAGCACUGCUUGUAUGCCUGGUUAAAUUCCUUUAACGAGAACUCGACGGAACUUCAGGAGACACGUUAAUCAAUCGCUGGACUUUCUCCUUGUAAUUGCAAGGGCUACAAUCUUAUCACCGCUGCGCCCUAGAUCCGUAGUAGUAGGCAUAGGCCUACAGUGUUUACGGUCUAAACAACCGCUGACUCACCUGUUGCUGAAGACUGACAGUUCAGUUCAACGCCCGCCGACACCCAACUCUGCCUCAGCCUCAUCAUUCAAUCGGCGACAGCAACAUGGGAGCUUCUAAAUCUCUGCAGACUACUAGUGAGCAUGACUUUGAAGAUCUUGCCGAAAGGACUGGCUUCAGUCUGGAGCAAAUUAAGAAUCUGCACAAGAGAUUCCAGUGGUUGAACAAUCACCAGGAAACUUUAAGGCGGGAGGACUUUGAGAAAGUGUCUCAUCUUUCUUUCAACCCAAUACGUGGCCAGAUCAUCCAGGCCUUUUUUGACAAAAGGAACUUUGGGAAGGGCGAGGUGGGUGAAGUAGAUGAAAUUGGCUUUGAGCAGUUCCUGACGGUGAUGUCCCACUUCAAGGCCCCCAAUAAGAAAAUCACGGAGGAGGAAACGGAGGCCAUCAGGACACACAAGCUUCGCUUUCUAUUCAACAUGCACGAUACAGACAACGAUGGGACGAUCACUCUGGAUGAGUACAGACAUCUGGUUGAGAAACUUCUGUCCACUUGUGAAACUCUCGAGGAGGACACUGCCAAAGCGAUUGCAGAUGCCGCCAUGUUGGAAGUGGCAAAAAUCACAGUCGUUCACAUGGAGCCACAUGAGGUCUAUGAGGGCAUCACGUUUGAACAGUUUCAGCAGAUUUUAAAAGGUAUCGAGAUCGAGAGAAAGAUGAACAUUCGGUUCCUCCAGAUGGAUACGACGCCAAUGCGCUGUGGGAAAUAGCCGCUCUCCUUCUUCUCCUUCCUUCAACAUAGUCUGCUGCCAUGCUAAAGACUUCCCAAGUGAAAACCUAAAUUUAGCCCCCAUGACCCACCACCAACACCACCCCGUCCCCACCCACCCUGUCCCCAAACAUUUGUGUGCGCACACGCACACGCACACGCACAUGCGCGCGCGCGCACACACACACACACACACACACACACACACACACACACACACACACACACACACACACACACACACACACACGCACACACACACACACACACACACACACACACCCUGUCCCCUACUAGCCGUGCCCACCCCCACCUCCUUGCCCCCUCACCUCAUUCUCCUGCAUGGCAGUGCUGUGGUGGUUGUGACUGCAUACAGCCACAGGCUUAUGCUUAUGUAAACACAGCAGACAAACUGCCUCAAUAAAUAAGUUUGACCUUUUCCUCUACAAGUUUUUUUUAAGUGAGAUGCCAUUCUAAACAGCUCAAUGGAAAAGAAAAUAUUUUUUAAAUGAAAAAAAAUGACAUUGAAUUGCAUUCCAUGGUAUAGUCUGAUUAUCAUCGACUUUCAAAACUUGGUCUGACCAAGAGCAUAACAAUUAACAUUUCCCAAAUGGCAUGGUUGACCCACCUCCCUUGGUUUGCUAAUGGUUGUUUGCUUCCCGACAAAGUGGGAGGAGUUCCCGAUUUUUCGGGAGUUCAGAAAGUACUUGAAUUACUCUUGACCUGACUAGUAGCACCGCUGAAGGUGUUGCGUCACUAGGAGGGAACGGCCUGGCUAAUUCCAUGGUGUGUGGACAGUGGGCAGUGAUAUGCCUUUCAAAAGCACCAUGGGAAGGAAAACAUUUUGAAGUAAAAAGAUGAAACAGAUACUGUACACAAAUAGACAGUGGAUUGCUCCCCCAUAUCAUGUGGACUGUGGACUAUUUCAUGAAGAAAUCUUUCCAUGUAUUUUUUUUCUGUUUUUGUGCCUUUGUCUUUAAGUGCCUUGUCCUUAACUUUGUGCAUAAAAAUGCUGCAUGAAAUUUGUAAAAAAAUAUACCUAGGCCUACAUAACUUUUUCUUAGUAAUAAUAUUUAAAGCCUAUUACGUAAUUUAUUAUGUCCAUCCAAUCAUAUUCAUCCAGUCUUCAAAUAAAUUGG